CGAUUUCAAAAAUGGGAUGUUUUGAAAUGCAAUCUGAUGUUUUUAUCUAAAUUAUAACAAUAUAUAAUGUUUGAUUUGCUCCUAGAAGCUAAGCUGUUGAUUAACAUUGUCUUGUAUGGUUUUCUACCAUUUUGAAUUACCUUUGCAGAAAUUAAAACUUAAUUUUUUCUGCUGAUAUUGAAUACCAUUUCAUGUUUUAUGGUUUAUUGGAGUUUAGGGAACAUGAGGGAGCAAAAAUCUCUAAUAAUGUCUACAGUAUUUGAUUAUAAAAGAGAAGCUAUUCGAGUCAAAGUAGUAAAAUAUGAUGGGGAUUCUUCUAAUCCUGAUUACCGAAAGUUCAGUGUGGAUCCACAGAUUACUACUUUUGAAGUGCUUGUUAGUUUAUUGGCCAAGGCAUUUGAGAUCAAAGGAAGUUUCUCCAUUUGCUAUAAAGUUCUUGAUGGCUAUGGGCAAGAAACCUAUAUCCCAUUGCUCUCAGAUUGGGAUAUGGAUGCUGCAUUUCUUGGAGCUUCUGACCCGUAUCUCUAUCUAAGAGUAGAAACAAAACUAUAUGAAGAAAUUGGUGAAGUGGAGGAAGAAACAAUGACGUUGGUAGAGACAAAACCUCCAGGGUUACCCGGAAUCAUGAAUAUUAUGAACCAUGUUGAAAAAACUUUCAAUUUAGUUCAGCGGGCAUUAAAUUUUGCCGAAGAAGCCCAAACUCCUGAUGUAAGUUGUUUACCUCCUAGACCACCCCUCACUGAUGCUGAAUUCAGACAGUUUCUUGAUCCCAUUGGUCAAGUAAUUAAUGUUGCUGAGCUUCGAGAUGUAAUAUAUAAAGGUGGCAUUGAACCAAGUCUAAGGAAAGUAGUCUGGAAGCAUAUUUUGAAUGUAUAUCCUGAUGGAAUGUCUGGAAAAGAAAGAAUGGAUUACAUGAAAAAGAAGUCAAAUGAGUAUUACAAUUUAAGAGAUAAAUGGAGAGAAAUGCUUAAAAAUGGCAAUAUGGUUGGUGACCUAGCAUAUGUAACUGGUAUGGUUAGAAAAGAUGUCUUGCGCACUGAUAGACAUCAUAGGUUUUAUGCUGGUAAUGAUGACAACAAAAAUAUUGCUUCCUUAUUCAACAUCCUGACGACCUAUGCCUUAAACCAUCCUGCUGUCAGCUAUUGUCAAGGAAUGAGUGAUUUAGCUUCUCCACUUCUUGUUACAAUGAACGAUGAAGCACAUGCCUAUAUCUGUUUUUGUUCUCUGAUGGAUCGUCUAGCUCCAAAUUUUCUUCUUGACGGAAUUACUAUGACAAAAAGGUUUCAACAUUUGGCAGAUGGUCUGCAACAUUAUGAUCCUGAUUUUUAUGCCUACUUAAAAUCAUAUCAAGCUGAUGAUUUACUUUUCUGCUAUCGAUGGCUAUUACUAGAAAUGAAAAGGGAAUUCGCCUUUGACGAUGCUUUAAGAAUGCUUGAAGUCAUGUGGAGCUCUUUACCACCUGAUCCUCCAAAAUCAGAAAUUACUCUUUUUGAACAAGAAUUUAUGAAAAGUCCAACAGUUGUUAGCCCUCGACCUAAAGAAAAUGCCUAUACCAAGAUAUGUGCUUUAAGAAGAGCAGUCAACCAUCCUAGUCUCGAAGAUACAAGACGAGCUUCUCUGUUAAAGUCACGACCGUAUACAAGUUUGGAUGAUGCAGCUCUAAGAAAACAUGAUAAUAAUAGUUCUCCUCCUAAAAUAAUUAAAAAUUUCAAAGAAUUCUUAACACUUGAUAAAAAUAGUAAACUGAAAGACCAGAAAAUAAGUAAUAAAAUGUCUCCAGAUGACUCCCCAGAGUAUCCUGAAUGCUCAAUGUCUACUUCUGUUUCAAGGGAAAUAAAAAUGGAUUCAGAGAAUUUGGAUAGACAAGUUUUUGGAAAUGUUUCAAAAGGUGAAGAAUUUGUUUGGGAAAAGAAUCCAUUAGAUGGUGAAGAUAGUCCUGCUGAUGAAACAUUUGAAAAGAAAGGAAAUAUUACUGUGAGUACUAUCAAAACAUUCUGCAAUGAAGCUGAGAAAAAGUUAAGGAAUGCUAGCUUAUUGGAACGAAGGAAGGUUUCGUUAAAAGAGAUUCCAACCUCUAAUGGUACUGUGUCGAAUAGAGCCGAUAUGAAACCUUCAUUUGCAGCGAAGCCUGGUGAAUUACCUUCUCCUAAAGAAUUUGGUGGAGGCAAUCCCUUUUUAAUGUUCCUUUGUAUUACUGUGUUAUGCCAGCAUAGAGAAGCAAUUAUGCGUCAAAACAUGGAUUACAAUGAAAUGGCUAUGCACUUUGAUAAAAUGGUUAGGAAACAUGAUGUGACUAAGGUUUUGAACCAGGCUCGUUCCAUGUACGAAUCUUAUGUAAAACAACAUUCCUCGUCUAGUCAGAGUCACUUAAAUGUUUGACAAUAAUCAAGAAGCAAUAUUUAAAUGAUUUGUAUUUUGAGUCGAUUUGUUAUGAUGUAAGGUAAGGUGUUCUUGCAUUCAAUAAGACUGAUAAAUGUUGUGUUUAACCUACUUGUUAGUAUCCUGUGAUUAUUCUUGAGAAAAUAAUUGAAGGCUUACAAUUCAAAAGGAUCUUAGUUGCCCCAGUUACAAAAAACAUUUUGUUGUGUUGAUGAUCUAAGGAAACAAACUCUACAGAAAAAUAGUGACUGACUACACCUGUGAUUUUUGUACCUUCUGCACUAUUUCUUGGCCUGAUUUAUGAAUCAUUUUGGUAAUAUUUUUUCUCAUUGCUCCUGAACCCUUUGAGUUUUAAGCCUUUUAUGUUAGCUUGUUUAUUUAAGAGUGUUUAAAAAGAGAAAAAUAAAUCUUUUUUAAUUAACCUUAGUCCAUGAUGAGUCAAUACUUCAUCGAAUUGUUAUUAUCAUUGAUAUUUGUCUAGUAAUCAAGGGAAUGAGUUUUCCAGUUACAUAAUCAUAUUAUAAACAAGUGAUUAUGUAUACAUUUAUGUUCAAUAAAUGCAUAUUUUAAUGUUUGUUCAUCUUAAUUGUAUAAUUCUAGUUUGGUUCAGAAGUAAUUAUUGGACACCUGUCUCAAUAUAUAACUAAUGGGCUAUUAAGGUGAUAAAUAUUAUUUUGCCAGGUUUAAACAUAACUAUGGCAUGCAACAAAAUUCCUUGAUAAACAUCCAUAAUUUCUUUUUGAAUUGAUAUAUCUAUCUUUUGGUAUUUACUGC
Nezara viridula (southern green stink bug) is the source of this 3153-nucleotide messenger RNA. The record is from the annotation of a GenBank genome assembly. NCBI's taxonomy places the organism in Eukaryota, Metazoa, Arthropoda, Insecta, Hemiptera, Pentatomidae.